Sapajus apella (tufted capuchin) is the source of this 20740-nucleotide messenger RNA. RefSeq names its product lysine methyltransferase 2D (gene KMT2D). Gene Ontology annotation, biological process: positive regulation of transcription by RNA polymerase II. The record is from RefSeq and is a predicted model, not a curated record. Lineage: Eukaryota; Metazoa; Chordata; Mammalia; Primates; Cebidae. Gene Ontology annotation, molecular function: histone binding; transcription coactivator activity; histone H3K4 methyltransferase activity. Gene Ontology annotation, cellular component: MLL3/4 complex; nucleus. Bases 1255 to 17943 code for a protein of 5562 amino acids. The transcript has 56 exons.
CACAGCCUUUCCUCCGAGAGGGCGGGAUCCCUCCGCUGCUCCGCUCCAACACAAAAUAGAGCCGUCUCUUCUCCUUUCUCCCCGUCUCGAGUGGGGUGCCCCGGGCAAAAGGCCCCCCCGGAUCUCGCGCCGGAGGCUUCACGAAUCUCCACGACCGCUGCCCAGCUUUCGGGCCAGGAAAUAGCCCCUUCGCAGGAACCACCCUACCGGCCGAACAGGAGGCGGAGGGGGGGAGGCGGAGCGGCGCCGCGCUGCACUACUUUCCUCUCCGGUUGCAAAUGGCUGCCUCGUUCCCCACUUUCCGCUCAGUUUCCUGACCCCCCGGUGCCGGGAGCCGGGGUUGGGCCAUGCACCUCUAAGCCCCCCGCGAUCACAGCCAGCCGGGGGUCGAGGGGGUGCCACCGACCAGAGCCGGCCAGGCCGGGGGCGGGGCAGCUCCCGAGGCCAGAGGGGAAGGGAGGCGAGCGCAGGGCCUGGAGCGGCCGGAGGGGAGCAGGCAGAGGGUUCGCACCGCCCGCCCCUUCCUCUUCCUCGCCCACCUAGCCUCCUCCCUUCCCCGGGGGGAGCAGAAGGUGGGGGGCUCGAAGCGGCCGAGGGUGAGCGCUCGGGGUCGAGAAGCCCGGCGCUGGGUGUGUGUCAGGUUCAGCCCCGCGGCCCCGCCGGCCCCGCGUCGCCGUAGCUCGCGCGGCCCCGGGGCGCCGGCCGGGGCGGGGAGAGGGGCUCGGUGCUCCUGCGAGGGUCUCACGUUCCAUCCGGGCCAGGCGCGGGGCGGCGCGGCAUUCCUUCCGGGCUGCUGGGGAGGCGCCUCGACGUUCCAUCUGGAGAGCCUCGACGUUCCGCCCGAGCCCGGCGCGGGCGGCCGGGGCGCUGGCCGGGCCCUAGGACUGAGAGGCCGCCCGGCGACGCGGAUGCGGAGCCUGCUCGCCCAAGAUCAAAGCCACCGGUGCUCUCUUUGUGUCCGCUCGGGAUUCGCCGCCCUGGGGCUGUCCAUGGAAACCUAAACUGCUGGAAGCUGAGGCAGAGAACCCCCUCUUUGGCUUCUUGCUGUUUUUUGUGGGGGGAGGGUGGCCACUCCGACCUGGAUUUACCGUUCUUGGCCCCCCUAAGCCCCCCCGUGCGGGGGGCGGCUGUGAUCGCUCUGGCGGUUGGAGGUCGGGGAGCGGCCCGGGCUCUGGCCAUGUUCUCGGAUGAGGAUUUCUGGAUCGCCCUGUGAAGAGGUCUCCCCGAGAGGGCCCUGCCCAGUCGGAGAGAGGGAUGGACAGCCAGAAGCUGCCUGGUGAGGAUAAAGAUUCAGAACCGGCAGCUGAUGAACCUGCAGCUUCUGAGGACCCAGGUGCCACUGAGUCAGACCUGCCUAACCCACAUGUGGGGGAGGUCUCUGUCCCUAGUUCUGGGAGUCCCAGGCUUCAGGACACUCCUCAGGACUGCAGUGGGGGUCCAUUGCGGCGUUGUGCUCUCUGUAACUGCGGGGAGCCCAGUCUGCACGGGCAGCGGGAGCUACAGCGCUUUGAGUUGCCAUUUGAUUGGCCCCGGUGUCCAGUGGUGUCCCCUGGGGGGAGCCCAGGGCCCAAUGAGGCAGUGCUGCCCAGUGAGGACCUAUCACAGAUUGGUUUCCCUGAGGGCCUUACACCUGCCCACCUAGGAGAACCUGGAGGGUCCUGCUGGGCUCACCAUUGGUGUGCUGCGUGGUCGGCAGGCGUAUGGGGGCAGGAGGGCCCACAACUAUGUGGUGUGGACAAGGCCAUCUUCUCAGGGAUCUCACAGCGCUGCUCCCACUGCACCAGGCUCGGUGCCUCCAUCCCUUGCCGCUCACCUGGAUGUCCACGGCUUUACCACUUCCCCUGUGCAACUGCCAGCGGUUCCUUCCUAUCCAUGAAAACACUGCAGCUGCUAUGCCCAGAGCACAGUGAGGGGGCUGCACAUCUGGAGGAGGCUCGCUGUGCAGUGUGUGAGGGGCCAGGGGAGUUGUGUGACCUGUUCUUCUGUACCAGCUGUGGGCAUCACUAUCAUGGGGCCUGCCUGGACACUGCUCUGACUGCCCGCAAACGUGCUGGCUGGCAGUGCCCUGAAUGCAAAGUGUGCCAAGCCUGCAGGAAACCUGGGAAUGACUCUAAGAUGUUGGUUUGUGAGACGUGUGACAAAGGAUACCAUACCUUCUGCCUAAAACCACCCAUGGAGGAACUGCCUGCUCACUCUUGGAAGUGUAAGGCAUGCCGGGUGUGCCGGGCCUGUGGGGCAGGCUCGGCAGAACUGAAUCCCAACUCGGAGUGGUUUGAGAACUACUCUCUCUGUCACCGCUGUCACAAAGCCCAGGGAGGUCAGCCUCUCAGCUCCGUUGCUGAGCAGCAUACCCCUGUGUGUAGCAGAUUUUCACCCCUAGAGCCCGGCGAUACCCCCACUGAUGAGCCCGAUGCUCUGUACGUUGCAUGCCAAGGGCAGCCAAAGGGUGGGCACGUGACCUCUAUGCAACCCAAGGAACCGGGGCCCCUGCAAUGUGAAGCCAAACCACUAGGGAGAGCAGGAGUCCAACUUGAGCACCAGUUGGAGGCCCCCCAAAAUGAGGAGAUGCCACUGCUGCCCCCACCUGAGGAGUCACCCCUGUCCCCACCACCUGAGGAAUCACCCACGUCCCCACCACCUGAGGCAUCACGCCUGUCCCCACCACCUGAGGAAUCACCCACGUCCCCGCUUCCUGAGGCAUUGCACCUGUCCCGGCCGCCAGAGGAAUCACCCCUCUCUCCGCCGCCUGAGGAGUCCCCUCUGUCUCCCCCACCUGAAUCAUCACCUUUUUCUCCGCUGGAGGAGUCGCCCUUCUGUCCACCGGAAGAGUCACCCCCAUCUCCUGCACUCGAGACGCCCCUGUCCCCACCACCUGAAACAUCACCCCUGUCCCCACCAUUUGAGGAAUCUCCUUUGUCCCCGCCACCUGAGGAAUUGCCCACUUCCCCACCACCUGAAGCAUCUCGCCUGUCUCCACCGCCUGAGGAGUCACCCAUGUCCCCUCCACCUGAAGAGUCACCCAUGUCUCCACCACCAGAGGCGUCUCGUCUGUUCCCACCAUUUGAAGAGUCUCCUCUGUCUCCUCCACCUGAGGAGUCUCCCCUCUCCCCACCACCUGAGGCGUCACGCCUGUCCCCACCACCUGAGGACUCACCUAUGUCCCCACCACCUGAAGAAUCACCUAUGUCCCCUCCACCUGAGGUAUCGUGCCUGUCUCCCCUGCCUGAGGUGUCACGCCUGUCUCCACCGCCUGAGGAAUCUCCCUUGUCCCCACCGCCUGAGGAGUCUCCCAUGUCCCCUCCACCUGAGGCUUCACGGCUUUCCCCACCACCUGAGGAUUCCCCCACAUCCCCACCACCUGAGGACUCACCUGCUUCCCCACCACCGGAGGACUCACUCAUGUCCCUGCCGCUGGAGGAGUCACCCCUGUCGCCACUACCUGAGGAGCCGCAUCUCUGUGCCCGGCCUGAGGAGCUGCAUCUCUGCCCACCGUCUGAGGAGCCACACCUGUGCCCCCAGCCCGAGGAGCCCCAUCUAUCUCCGCAGCCUGAGGAGCUGCACCUGUCCCCCCAGCCGGAGGAGCCGCACCUGUCCCCUCAGCCUGAGGAGCCACGCCUAUCCCCCCGGCCCGAGGAGCCACACUUAUCUCCCCAGCCUGAGGGACCACAUCUGUCCCCUCAGCCUGAGGAAUUACGCCUGUCCCCCCAGACUGAGGAGCCACACCUGUCUCCUGUGCCUGAGGAGCCAUGCUUGUCUCCCCAGCCUGAGGAAUCGCACCUGUCCUCCCAGUCUGAGGAACCACGCCUGUCCCCCCAGGCUGAGGAACUGCACCUGUCCCCUCAGCCUGAGGAACUGCACCUGUCCCCUCAGCCUGAGGAGCCACCCCUGUCCCCUCGGCCUGAAGAGCCCCCUGAGGAGCCAGGCCAAUGCCCUGUGCCUGAGGAGUUGCCCUUGUUCCCUCCACCUGAGGAGCCACCCUUAUCUCCCUUGCUUGGAGAGCCGGCCCUGUCUGAACCUGGGGAACCACCUCUGUCCCCUCUGCCUGAGGAGCUGCCCUUGUCCCCGUCUGGGGAGCCAUCCUUGUCGCCUCAGCUGAUGCCACCAGAUCCCCUUCCUCCUCCACUCUCACCCAUUAUCACAGCUGUGGCCCCACCGGCCCUGUCUCCUUUGAGGGAGUUAGAGUACCCCUUUGGUGCCAAAGGGGACAGUGACCCUGAGUCACCCUUGGCUGCCCCCAUCCUGGAGACACCUAUCAGCCCUCCACCAGAAGCUAACUGCACUGACCCUGAGCCUGUCCCCCCUAUGAUCCUUCCCCCAUCCCCAGGCUCCCCAAUGGGACCGGCUUCUCUCAUCCUGAUGGAGCCCCUUCCCUCUCAGUGUUCGCCACUCCUUCAGCAUUCCCUGCCUCCUCAAAACUCCCCUCCUUCCCAGUGCUCCCCUCCUGCCCUGCCACUGUCUGUUCCCUCCCCGUUGAGUCCCAUAGGGAAGGCAGUGGGGGUCUCAGAUGAGGCUGAGUCACACGAAAUGGAUACUGAGAAAGUUCCAGAACCUGAAUGCCCAGCCUUGGAACCCAGUGCCACCAGUCCCCUCCCUUCCCCAAUGGGCGACCUUUCCUGUCCCGCCCCCAGCCCUGCCCCAGCCCUGGAUGACUUCUCUGGCCUAGGGGAAGACAUAGCCCCUCUGGAUGGGACUGAUGCUCCAGGUUCACAGCCAGAGGCUGGACAGAUGCCUGGCAGUUUGGCUAGUGAACUUAAAGGCUCCCCUGUGCUCCCGGACCCCGAGGAGCUGGCCCCUGUGACCCCUAUGGAGGUCUACCCCGAAUGCAAGCAGGUAGCAGGGCAGGGCUCACCAUGUGAAGAACAGGAAGAGCCACGUGCAUCGGUGGCCCCCACACCACCCACUCUCAUCAAAUCCGACAUCGUUAACGAGAUCUCUAAUCUGAGCCAGGGCGAUGCCAGUGCCAGUUUUCCUGGCUCAGAGCCCCUCCUGGGCUCUCCUGACCCAGAGGGGGGUGGCUCCCUGUCCAUGGAGCUGGGGGUCUCUACGGAUGUUAGUCCAGCCCGAGAUGAGGGCUCCCUACGGCUCUGUACCGACUCACUGCCAGAGACUGAUGACUCACUAUUGUGUGAUGCCGGGACAGCUAUCAGUGGAGGCAAAGCUGAUGGGGAGAAGGGGCGGCGACGCAGCUCCCCAGCCCGUUCCCGCAUCAAACAGGGCCGUAGCAGUAGUUUUCCAGGGAGACGCCGGCCUCGUGGAGGAGCCCAUGGAGGACGUGGUAGAGGACGGGCCCGGCUAAAGUCAACUGCUUCUUCCAUUGAGACUCUGGUAGUUGCUGACAUUGAUAGCUCUCCCAGUAAGGAGGAGGAGGAAGAAGAUGAUGACACCAUGCAGAAUACCGUGGUUCUCUUCUCCAACACAGACAAAUUCGUCCUAAUGCAGGACAUGUGUGUGGUAUGUGGCAGCUUUGGCCGGGGUGCAGAGGGCCACCUCCUUGCGUGUUCGCAGUGCUCUCAGUGCUAUCACCCUUACUGUGUCAACAGCAAGAUCACUAAGGUGAUGCUGCUCAAGGGCUGGCGUUGUGUGGAGUGUAUUGUGUGUGAGGUGUGCGGCCAGGCCUCCGACCCCUCACGCCUGCUGCUCUGUGAUGACUGUGACAUUAGCUACCACACAUACUGCCUGGACCCCCCACUGCUCACUGUGCCUAAGGGCGGCUGGAAGUGCAAGUGGUGUGUGUCUUGUAUGCAGUGUGGGGCUGCCUCCCCUGGCUUCCACUGUGAAUGGCAGAAUAGUUACACACACUGUGGGCCCUGUGCCAGCCUGGUGACCUGCCCUAUCUGUCAUGCUCCUUAUGUGGAAGAGGACCUACUAAUCCAGUGCCGCCACUGUGAACGGUGGAUGCAUGCUGGCUGUGAGAGCCUUUUCACAGAGGACGAUGUGGAACAGGCAGCCGAUGAAGGCUUUGACUGUGUCUCCUGCCAGCCCUAUGUAGUAAAGCCUGUGGUGCCUGUUGCGCCUCCAGAGUUGGUGCCUAUGAAGGUGAAAGAGCCAGAGCCCCAGUACUUUCGCUUCGAAGGUGUGUGGCUGACGGAAACUGGCAUGGCUGUGCUGCGUAACCUGACCAUGUCACCACUGCACAAGCGGCGCCAGCGGCGAGGACGGCUUGGCCUCCCAGGCGAGGCAGGGUUGGAAGGUUCUGAGCCCUCAGAUGCCCUUGGCCCUGAUGAUAAGAAGGAUGGGGACCUGGACACCGAUGAGCUGCUCAAGGGUGAAGGUGGUGUGGAGCACAUGGAGUGUGAAAUUAAACUGGAGGGCCCUGUCAGCCCUGAUGUGGAGGCUGGCAAAGAGGAGACCGAGGAAAGCAAAAAACGCAAGCGUAAACCCUAUCGGCCUGGCAUUGGUGGUUUCAUGGUGCGACAGCGGAAAUCCCACACGCGCAUGAAAAAGGGGCCUGCUGCACAGGCGGAGGUGUUGAGUGGGGAUGGGCAGCCCGACGAGGUGACACCUGCUGACGUGCCUGCAGAGGGUGCUGUGGAGCAGAGCUUAGCUGAAGGGGAUGAGAAGAAGAAGCAACAGCGGCGAGGGCGCAAGAAGAGCAAACUGGAGGACAUGUUCCCUGCCUACCUGCAGGAAGCCUUCUUUGGGAAGGAGCUGCUGGACCUGAGCCGUAAGGCCCUUUUUGCAGUUGGGAUGGGCCGGCCAGGCUUUGGACUAGGAACCCCAAAAGCCAAGGGAGAGGGAGGCUCAGAAAGGAAGGAGCUCCCCACCUCGCAGAAAGGAGAUGAUGGUCCAGAUAUUGCAGAUGAAGAAUCCCGUGGCCUCGAAGGCAAGGCUGAUACACCAGGACCUGAGGAUGGGGGUGUGAAGGCAUCCCCAGUGCCCAGUGACUCUGAGAAACCAGGCACCCCAGGUGAAGGGAUGCUUAGCUCUGACUUAGACAGGAUUUCCACAGAAGAACUGCCCAAGAUGGAAUCCAAGGACCUGCAGCAACUCUUCAAGGAUGUUCUGGGCUCUGAACGAGAGCAGCAUCUGGGUUGUGGAACCCCUGGUCUAGAAGGCAGCCGUACGCCACUGCAGAGGCCCUUUCUUCAAGGUGGACUCCCUUUGGGAUGUCUCCCCUCCAGCAGCCCAAUGGACUCCUACCCAGGCCUCUGCCAGUCCCCGUUCCUGGAUUCUAGGGAGCGCGGGGGCUUCUUUAGCCCGGAACCCGGUGAGCCAGACAGCCCCUGGACAGGCUCAGGCGGCACCACGCCCUCCACUCCCACAACCCCCACCACAGAGGGUGAGGGCGACGGACUCUCCUAUAACCAGCGGAGUCUUCAGCGCUGGGAGAAGGAUGAAGAGUUGGGCCAGCUGUCCACCAUCUCGCCCGUGCUCUAUGCCAACAUUAAUUUUCCUAAUCUCAAGCAAGAUUACCCAGACUGGUCAAGCCGUUGCAAACAAAUCAUGAAGCUCUGGAGAAAGGUUCCAGCAGCAGAUAAAGCCCCCUACCUGCAAAAGGCCAAAGAUAACCGGGCAGCUCACCGCAUCAACAAGGUGCAGAAGCAGGCUGAGAGCCAGAUCAACAAGCAGACCAAGGUGGGCGACAUAGCCCGUAAGACUGACCGACCAGCCCUACAUCUCCGCAUUCCCCCCCAGCCAGGGGCACUGGGCAGCCCGCCCCCCGCCGCUGCCCCCACCAUUUUCAUUGGCAGCCCCACUGCCCCCGCCGGCUUGUCUACCUCUGCGGACGGGUUCCUGAAGCCGCCGGUGGGCUCGGUGCCCGGCCCUGACUCGCCUGGUGAGCUCUUCCUCAAGCUCCCACCCCAGGUGCCCGCCCAAGUGCCUUCGCAGGACCCCUUUGGACUGGCCCCCGCCUAUGCCCUGGAGCCCCGCUUCCCCACAGCACCACCCACCUAUCCCCACUAUCCUAGUCCGACGGGGGCUCCUGUGCAGCCCCCGAUGCUGGGCAACUCAUCUCGUCCUGGGACUGGUCAGCCAGGGGAAUUCCACACUACCCCACCUGGCACCCCCCGACACCAGCCCUCCACACCUGACCCCUUCCUCAAACCCCGCUGCCCCUCGCUGGAUAAUCUGGCUGUGCCUGAGAGCCCUGGGGUAGGGGGAGGCAAGGCUUCCGAGCCCCUGCUGUCACCCCCACCUUUUGGGGAGUCCCGGAAGGCUCUCGAGGUAAAGAAGGAAGAGCUUGGGGCAUCUUCUCCUAGCUAUGGGCCCCCAAACCUGGGCUUUGUUGACUCACCCUCCUCAGGCCCCCACCUGGGUGGCCUGGAGUUAAAGACACCUGAUGUCUUCAAAGCCCCCCUGACCCCUCGGGCAUCUCAGGUAGAGCCCCAGAGCCCGGGCUUGGGCCUAAGGCCUCAGGAGCCACCCCCUGCCCAGGCUUUGGUCCCUUCCCCUCCAAGUCACCCAGACAUCUUUCGCCCUGGCUCCUUCCCUGACCCCUAUGCCCAGCCCCCAUUGACUCCUCGGCCCCAGCCUCCACCCCCUGAGAGCUGCUGUGCUCUGCCCCCUCGCUCAUUGCCCUCUGACCCUUUCUCCCGAGUGCCUGCCAGUCCUCAGUCCCAGUCCAGCUCCCAGUCUCCACUGACACCGCGUCCUCUGUCUGCUGAAGCUUUCUGCCCGUCCCCCGUUACCCCUCGCUUCCAGUCCCCUGACCCAUAUUCUCGCCCACCUUCACGCCCUCAGUCCCGUGACCCGUUUGCCCCAUUGCAUAAGCCACCCCGACCCCAGCCCCCUGAAGUUGCCUUUAAGGCUGGGUCUCUAGCCCACACUCCGCUGGGGGCUGGGGGUUUCCCAGCAGCGCUACCCUCGGGGCCAGCAGGUGAGCUCCAUGCCAAGGUCCCAAGUGGGCAGCCCCCCAAUUUUGUCCGGUCCCCUGGGACGGGUGCAUUUGUGGGCACCCCUUCUCCCAUGCGUUUCACUUUCCCUCAGGCGGUAGGGGAACCUUCCCUAAAGCCCCCUGUCCCUCAGCCUGGUCUCCCGCCACCCCAUGGGAUCAACAGCCAUUUUGGGCCCGGCCCCACCUUGGGCAAGCCUCAAAGCACAAACUACACAGUAGCCACAGGGAACUUCCACCCAUCGGGCAGCCCCCUGGGGCCCAGCAGCGGGUCCACAGGGGAGAGCUAUGGGCUGUCCCCGCUCCGCCCCCCGUCAGUUCUGCCACCACCUGUACCCGACGGAUCCCUCCCCUACCUGUCCCAUGGAGCCUCACAGCGAUCAGGCAUCACCUCUCCUGUCGAAAAGCGAGAAGACCCAGGGGCUGGAAUUGGUAGCUCUUUGGCGACACCUGAACUACCAGGUACCCAGGACCCAGGCAUGUCCGGCCUUAGCCAGACAGAGCUGGAGAAGCAACGGCAGCGCCAGCGACUACGAGAGCUGCUGAUUCGGCAGCAGAUCCAGCGCAACACCCUGCGGCAGGAGAAGGAAACAGCUGCAGCAGCUGCAGGAGCAGUGGGGCCUCCAGGCAACUGGAGUGCUGAGCCUAGCAGCCCUGCCUUUGAGCAGCUGAAUCGAGGCCAGACCCCCUUUGCUGGAUCACAGGACAAGAGCAGCCUUGUGGGGUUGCCUCAAAACAAGCUGAGUGGCCCCAUUCUGGGGCCAGGGUCCUUCCCUAGCGAUGACCGACUCUCCCGGCCACCUCCACCAGCCACGCCUUCCUCUAUGGAUGUGAACAGCCGGCAACUGGUAGGAGGCUCCCAAGCUUUCUAUCAGCGAGCACCCUAUCCUGGGUCCCUGCCCUUACAGCAGCAACAGCAACAACUGUGGCAGCAGCAACAGGCAACAGCAGCAACCUCCAUGCGAUUUGCUAUGUCAACUCGCUUUCCAUCAACUCCUGGACCUGAACUUGGCCGCCAAGCCCUAGGUUCCCCCUUGACAGGAAUUCCCACCCGCCUGCCAGGCCCUGGUGAGCCAGUGCCUGGUCCAGCUGGUCCUGCCCAGUUCAUUGAGCUGCGGCACAAUGUACAGAAGGGACUGGGACCUGGGGGAACUCAGUUUCCUGGUCAGGGUCCACCUCAGAGACCUCGUUUUUACCCUGUAAGUGAGGACCCCCACCGACUGGCUUCUGAAGGGCUUCGGGGCCUGGCGGUAUCAGGUCUUCCCCCACAGAAACCCUCAGGCCCACCGGCCCCUGAAUUGAACAGCAGCCUCCAUCCAACACCCCAUACCAAAGGUCCUACCCUGCCAACUGGCUUGGAGCUGGUCACCCGGCCCCCCUCAAGCACAGAGCUUGGCCGCCCCCCUCCUCUGGCCCUGGAAGCUGGGAAGUUGCCCUGUGAAGAUCCUGAGCUGGAUGAUGAUUUUGAUGCCCACAAGGCCCUAGAGGAUGAUGAAGAGCUUGCUCACCUAGGUCUGGGUGUGGAUGUGGCCAAGGGUGAUGAUGAACUGGGUACCCUAGAAAACCUGGAGACCAAUGACCCCCACUUGGAUGACCUGCUCAAUGGAGACGAGUUUGACCUGCUGGCAUAUACUGAUCCUGAGCUGGACACUGGGGACAAGAAGGACAUCUUCAAUGAGCACCUGAGGCUGGUAGAAUCAGCUAAUGAGAAGGCUGAACGCGAGGCCCUGCUGCAGGGGGUGGAGCCAGGACCCUUGGGCCCUGAGGAGCGCCCUCCCACUGCUGCUGAUGCCUCUGAGCCCCGCCUGGCAUCUGUGCUCCCUGAGGUGAAGCCCAAGGUGGAGGAGGGUGGACGCCACCCUUCCCCUUGUCAGUUCACCAUUGCUACCCCCAAGGUAGAGCCUGCACCUGCUGCCAAUUCCCUUGGCUUGGGGCUGAAGCCAGGACAGAGCGUGAUGAACAGCCGGGAUACCCGGAUGGGCACAGGGCCAUUUUCUAGCAGUGGGCACACAGCUGAGAAGGGUUCCUUUGGGGCCACAGGAGGACCACCAGCUCACCUGCUGACCCCCAGCCCAUUGAGUGGCCCAGGAGGAUCCUCCCUGCUGGAAAAGUUUGAGCUCGAGAGUGGGGCCCUGACCUUGCCUGGCGAACCUACAGCAUCUGGGGAUGAGCUAGACAAGAUGGAGAGCUCACUGGUAGCCAGCGAGUUGCCCCUGCUCAUUGAGGACCUGUUGGAGCAUGAGAAGAAGGAGCUGCAGAAGAAGCAGCAGCUUUCAGCACAGUUGCAGCCUGUUCAGCAACAGCAACAGCAGCAGCAGCAGCAGCAGCAGCAGCAGCAGCAGCAGCAGCAGCAGCAGCAGCAGCAUUCCCUACUAUCUACACCAGGCUCUGCCCAGGCCAUGUCUUUGCCACAUGAGGGCUCUUCUCCCAGUUUGGCUGGGUCCCAACAGCAGCUUUCCCUGGGUCUUGGAGGUGCCCGACAGCCAGGCUUGGCUCAACCACUGAUGCCCACCCAGCCACCAGCUCAUGCCCUCCAGCAGCGCCUAGCCCCAUCCAUGGCUAUGGUGUCCAAUCAAGGGCAUAUGCUGAGUGGGCAGCACGGAGGGCAGGCAGGCUUGGUACCCCAGCAGAGCUCACAGCCAGUGCUAUCACAGAAGCCCAUGGGCACCAUGCCACCUUCCAUGUGCAUGAAGCCCCAGCAACUGGCAAUGCAGCAGCAGCUGGCAAACAGCUUCUUUCCAGAUACAGACCUGGACAAAUUUGCUGCAGAAGAUAUCAUUGAUCCCAUUGCAAAGGCCAAGAUGGUGGCUUUGAAAGGCAUCAAGAAAGUGAUGGCUCAAGGCAGCAUUGGGGUGGCACCUGGUAUGAACAGGCAACAAGUGUCUCUGCUAGCUCAGAGGCUCUCGGGGGGACCUGGCAGUGAUCUGCAGAACCAUGUGGCAGCUGGGAGUGGCCAGGAGCAUAGUGCUGGUGAUCCCUCCCAGCCUCGUCCCAACCCACCCACUUUUGCUCAGGGAGUUAUCAAUGAAGCUGACCAGCGGCAGUAUGAGGAGUGGCUGUUCCAUACCCAGCAGCUCCUACAGAUGCAGCUGAAGGUGCUAGAGGAGCAGAUUGGUGUACACCGCAAGUCCAGGAAGGCUCUGUGUGCCAAGCAGCGCACUGCCAAAAAAGCUGGCCGUGAGUUCCCAGAAGCUGAUGCUGAGAAGCUCAAGCUGGUUACAGAGCAGCAGAGCAAGAUCCAGAAACAGCUGGAUCAGGUCCGGAAACAGCAGAAGGAACACACUAAUCUCAUGGCAGAAUAUCGGAACAAGCAGCAGCAGCAACAGCAACAGCAGCAGCAGCAACAGCAACAACACUCAGCUGUGCUGGCUCUCAGCCCUUCCCAGAGUCCCCGGCUACUCACCAAGCUCCCUGGUCAGCUGCUCCCUGGCCAUGGGCUGCAGCCACCACAGGGGCCUCCGGGUGGGCAAGCUGGAGGUCUUCGCCUGCCCCCUGGGGGUAUGGCACUAUCUGGACAGCCUGGUGGCCCCUUCCUUAACACAGCUCUGGCCCAACAGCAGCAACAACAACAUUCUGGUGGGGCUGGAUCCCUGGCUGGCCCCUCAGGAGGCUUCUUCCCUGGCAACCUUGCUCUUCGAGGCCUCGGACCUGAUUCAAGGCUUUUACAGGAAAGGCAGCUGCAGCUGCAGCAACAACGCAUGCAGCUGGCCCAGAAACUGCAGCAGCAGCAACAGCAGCAGCAGCAGCAGCAGCAGCACCACCUCCUAGGACAGGUGGCAAUCCAGCAGCAACAGCAGCAGGGUCCUGGAGUACAGACAAACCAGGCUCUGGGUCCCAAGCCCCAGGGGCUUCUGCCUCCCAGCAGCCACCAAGGUCUCCUGGUCCAACAGCUGUCCCCUCAACCACCCCAGGGGCCCCAGGGCAUACUAGGCCCUGCCCAAGUGGCCGUGUUGCAGCAGCAACACCCUGGAGCUUUGGGCCCCCAGGGCCCUCACAGACAGGUGCUUAUGACCCAGUCCCGGGUGCUCAGUUCCCCCCAGCUGGCACAGCAGGGUCAGGGGCUUAUGGGACACAGGCUGGUCACAGCCCAGCAGCAGCAACAACAGCACCAACAGCAAGGGUCCAUGGCAGGGCUUUCCCAUCUUCAGCAGGGUCUAAUGUCACACAGUGGGCAGCCCAAACUGAGCACUCAGCCCAUGGGCUCUUUACAGCAGCUUCAGCAGCAGCAGCAGCAGCAGCAGCUGCAACAGCAACAGCAACUUCAGCAGCAACAGCAGCAGCAGCAACAGCAGCAGCAGCUUCAACAGCAGCAGCAGCAGCUGCAACAGCAACAGCUACAGCAGAAGCAGCAGCUACAGAAGCAGCAGCUACAGCAGCAGCAGUUUCAACAGCAGCAGCAGCAGCAGCAACAACAGCAGAUGGGCCUUUUAAACCAGAGUCGAACUUUACUGUCUCCUCAGCAACAACAGCAGCAGCAGGUGGCACUUGGCCCUGGCAUGCCAGUAAAGCCUCUUCAACACUUUUCGAGCCCUGGAGCCCUGGGCCCAACCCUCCUCUUGACGGGCAAGGAACAAAACACCGUAGAAACUGCUGUUUCUUCAGAGGUCACUGAGGGGCCCUCUACACAUCAGCGAGGGCAGUUAGCAAUAGGAACUACCCCUGAGUCAAUGGCCACUGAACCAGGAGAGGUAAAGCCCUCACUCUCCGGGGACUCACAACUCCUCCUUGUCCAACCCCAGGCCCAGCCUCAGCCCAACUCUUUGCAGCUGCAGCCACCACUGAGGCUUCCAGGACAACAGCAGCAGCAAGUUAGUCUGCUCCACACAGCAGGUGGAGGAAGCCAUGGGCAGCUGGGCAGUGGAUCAUCUUCUGAAGCCUCAUCUAUGCCCCACCUGCUGGCUCAGCCUUCUGUUUCCUUAGGGGAGCAGGCUGGGCCCAUGACUCAGAACCUUCUGGGCCCCCAACAGCCCAUGCUAGAACGGCCCAUGCAAAAUAAUACAGGACCACAACCUCCCAAACCAGGACCUGUCCUCCAGGCUGGGCAGGGUCUGCCUGGGGUUGGAGCCAUGCCUACAGUGGGUCAGCUUCGAGCACAGCUCCAAGGAGUCCUGGCCAAAAACCCACAGCUGCGGCACUUAAGUCCUCAGCAGCAGCAACAGCUACAGGCACUCCUCAUGCAGCGGCAGCUGCAGCAGAGUCAGGCAGUACGCCAGACCCCACCCUACCAGGAGCCUGGGACCCAGGCCUCUCCCCUCCAGGGCCUCCUGGGCUGUCAACCCCAACCUGGGGGCUUCCCUGGAUCUCAGACAGGCCCCCUCCCGGAGCUGGGGGCAGGGCCUCGACCUCAGGGCCCACCCCGGCUCCCUGCCCCACCAGGAGCCUUAUCUACAGGGCCAGUCCUUGGCCCUGUCCAUCCCACACCUCCACCAUCCAGCCCUCAAGAGCCAAAGAGACCUUCACAAUUACCUUCCCCCAGCUCCCAGCUUCCCACUGAGGCCCAGCUCCCUCCCAAUCAUCCAGGGACCCCCAAAGCCCAGGGGCCAACCUUGGAGCUGCCUCCUGGGAGGGUCUCACCUGCUGCUGCCCAGCUUACAGAUACCUUGUUUGGCAAGGGUCUGGGACCUUGGGAUCCCCCAGACAACCUAGCAGAAGGUCAGAAGUCAGAACAGAGCAGCCUGGUACCGGAGCAUCUGGACCAGGUGAAUGGACAGGUAGUGCCUGAGGCACCGCAACUCAGCAUCAAGCAAGAGCCUCGGGAAGAGUCAUGUGCCCUGGGAACCCAGUCAGUGAAGAGGGAGGCCAAUGGGGAGCCCAUAGGGGCACCAGGUACCAGCAACCACCUCCUGCUGGCAGGCCCUCGCUCAGAAGCUGGGCAUCUGCUCUUGCAGAAGCUACUCCGAGCAAAGAAUGUGCAACUCAGCACUGGGCGGGGGUCCGAGGGGCUGCGAGCUGAGAUCAACGGGCACAUUGACAGCAAGCUGGCUGGGCUGGAGCAGAAACUACAGGGUACCCCCAGCAACAAGGAGGAUGCAGCAGCAAGGAAGCCUUUGACACCGAAGCCCAAGCGGGUACAGAAGGCAAGCGACAGGUUGGUGAGCUCCCGAAAGAAGCUGCGGAAGGAGGACGGGGUCAGGGCCAGCGAGGCCUUGCUGAAACAGCUGAAACAGGAGCUGUCUCUGCUGCCCCUAAUGGAGCCUGCUAUCACCGCCAAUUUUAACCUCUUCGCUCCCUUUGGCAGUGGCUGUCCAGUCAAUGGGCAGAGCCAGCUAAAGGGGGCCUUUGGAAGUGGGGCACUGCCCACUGGCCCUGACUACUAUUCCCAGCUGCUUACCAAGAAUAACCUGAGUAAUCCGCCGACACCACCCUCGUCGCUGCCCCCCACCCCACCCCCAUCGGUGCAGCAGAAGAUGGUGAAUGGCGUCACCCCAUCUGAAGAGCUGGGGGAGCACCCCAAGGAUCCUGCCUCUGCCCGGGAUACUGAAGGGGCACUGAGGGAUACUACAGAGGUGAAGAGUCUAGACCUACUGGCUGCCUUGCCUACACCCCCUCACAAUCAGACUGAGGAUGUCAGGAUGGAGAGUGAUGAGGAUAGCGAUUCUCCUGACAGCAUUGUGCCAGCUUCAUCCCCUGAGAGCAUUCUGGGGGAGGAGGCCCCUCGUUUCCCUCAUCUGGGCUCAGGCCGGUGGGAGCAAGAGGACCGGGCUCUCUCCCCUGUCAUCCCCCUCAUUCCUCGGGCCAGCAUCCCAGUCUUCCCAGAUACCAAACCUUAUGGGGCUCUCGACCUGGAGGUCCCUGGAAAGCUGCCUGCCACGACUUGGGAAAAGGGCAAAGGAAGUGAGGUGUCAGUCAUGCUCACAGUCUCUGCUGCUGCAGCCAAGAACCUGAAUGGUGUGAUGGUGGCAGUGGCAGAGCUGCUAAGCAUGAAGAUCCCUAAUUCCUAUGAGGUGCUGUUCCCAGAGAGCCCUGCCCGGGCAGGCACUGAGCCUAAGAAAGGGGAAGCUGAAGGUCCUGGUGGGAAGGAAAAGAGUCUGGGAGGCAAGAGCCCAGACACUGGCCCUGAUUGGCUGAAGCAGUUUGAUGCAGUGUUGCCUGGCUAUACCCUCAAGAGCCAACUAGACAUCUUGAGCCUUUUCAAACAGGAGAGCCCCGCCCCAGAGCCACCCACUCAGCACAGCUAUACCUACAAUGUCUCCAAUCUGGAUGUGCGACAGCUCUCGGCCCCACCUCCUGAAGAACCCUCCCCACCCCCUUCCCCCUUGGCACCCUCUCCUGCCAGUCCCCCUGCUGAACCCUUGGUUGAACUUCCCACUGAACCCUUGGCUGAGCCACCCGUCCCCUCACCUCUGCCACUGGCCUCAUCCCCUGAAUCAGCCCGGCCCAAGCCCCGUGCCCGGCCCCCUGAAGAAGGUGAAGAUUCCCAUCCCCCUCACCUCAAGAAAUGGAAAGGGGUGCGCUGGAAGCGGCUGCGGCUGCUGCUGACCAUCCAGAAGGGCAAUGUGCGGCAGGAGGAUGAGCGGGAAGUGGCAGAGUUUAUGGAGCAGCUCGGCACAGCCUUGAGACCUGACAAGGUACCUCGAGACAUGCGUCGCUGCUGUUUCUGUCAUGAGGAGGGUGACGGGGCCACUGAUGGGCCUGCCCGCCUGCUGAACCUGGACCUGGACCUUUGGGUGCACCUCAACUGUGCCCUUUGGUCCACGGAGGUGUAUGAGACCCAGGGCGGGGCACUGAUGAAUGUGGAGGUCGCCCUGCACCGAGGACUGCUAACCAAGUGCUCCCUGUGCCAGCGAACUGGUGCCACCAGCAGCUGCAAUCGCAUGCGUUGCCCCAAUGUCUACCAUUUUGCUUGUGCCAUCCGUGCCAAGUGCAUGUUCUUCAAGGACAAGACCAUGCUGUGUCCAAUGCAUAAGAUCAAGGGGCCCUGUGAGCAAGAGCUGAGCUCUUUUGCUGUCUUCCGACGGGUCUACAUUGAGCGGGACGAGGUGAAGCAAAUUGCCAGCAUCAUUCAGCGGGGAGAACGGCUGCACAUGUUCCGUGUGGGAGGCCUUGUGUUCCACGCCAUUGGACAGCUGCUCCCUCACCAGAUGGCUGACUUUCAUAGUGCCACUGCCCUUUAUCCCGUUGGCUACGAGGCCACACGCAUCUAUUGGAGCCUCCGCACCAACAACCGUCGCUGUUGCUAUCGCUGUUCUAUUGGUGAGAACAACGGGCGGCCGGAGUUUGUAAUCAAAGUCAUCGAGCAGGGCCUGGAGGACCUGGUCUUCACUGACGCCUCUCCCCAGGCCGUGUGGAAUCGCAUCAUUGAGCCUGUGGCUGCCAUGAGAAAAGAGGCUGACAUGCUGCGACUCUUCCCUGAGUAUCUGAAGGGCGAGGAGCUCUUUGGGCUGACGGUGCAUGCCGUGCUUCGCAUAGCUGAAUCACUGCCCGGGGUGGAGAGCUGUCAAAAUUAUUUAUUCCGCUAUGGGCGCCACCCCCUGAUGGAGCUGCCACUCAUGAUCAACCCCACUGGCUGUGCCCGAUCAGAGCCUAAAAUCCUCACACACUACAAACGGCCCCAUACCCUGAACAGCACCAGCAUGUCUAAGGCAUAUCAGAGCACCUUCACAGGCGAGACCAACACCCCGUACAGCAAGCAGUUUGUGCACUCCAAGUCAUCUCAGUACCGGCGGCUGCGAACCGAAUGGAAGAACAACGUGUACCUGGCUCGCUCUCGUAUCCAGGGCCUGGGGCUCUAUGCAGCCAAGGACCUAGAAAAGCACACAAUGGUUAUCGAGUACAUUGGCACCAUCAUUCGGAACGAGGUGGCCAACCGGCGGGAGAAAAUCUAUGAGGAGCAGAAUCGAGGCAUCUACAUGUUCCGAAUAAACAAUGAACAUGUGAUUGAUGCUACGUUGACCGGCGGCCCUGCCAGGUACAUUAACCAUUCCUGUGCCCCUAACUGUGUGGCUGAAGUUGUGACAUUUGACAAAGAGGACAAAAUCAUCAUCAUCUCCAGCCGGCGAAUCCCCAAAGGAGAGGAGCUAACCUAUGACUAUCAGUUUGAUUUUGAGGACGAUCAGCACAAGAUCCCCUGCCACUGUGGAGCCUGGAAUUGUCGGAAAUGGAUGAACUAAGAAGCUUUGAGGCUACCAGGCAGGGGAGUCCCCCUACCCCCAACCUCUUCCCUGAAAGGGAUAAGGGGGAAGAGAGGUAGCAGCCAGAGCCAGGACCCAGGGCUGGGGCUGCCGGCUGACCGGAGCCCCUGGAGCAGGAGGCUGGGGCAGAGGGCCCUAGGCCAAGCCCACCCUGGGCACCAGGGACAACCCUCUUCCCCACCACCGGCCCUCAGGCUGGCAUCUCUGCCCCCAGCUCCAGGAGGGGCCAGACAGAAGCAGCCAUUGGGCAUCUCAGGUUUGAGGGGGAUAUGGGCCGGGAACUACCCAGAAGCAUCUGGGAGGCAGCAGGGUGGGGGAAGAGGAUGUGUGGCCGGGCCUCACAGCCCUGCUGCUCCCACUGACCUCUCUGGCCCAACUCAAGGCUGCAAAGAGACUUGACUAAGCUUGACAAUCCCAAAGGCCGGGUCCCACACCUGGCCCUGCCUGCCGGGUCCUGCCCCCACCCUCACCCCCAGACCCUUCCCUCUUGAUCUGUCUCUGUUUCCCUCUUUUCCUCUGUGUUUCUGUCUCUCUAUGGGUUGUGUUUCCUUGUUUUCCACUCUGACAAAUGCAACAUGAACGGGAAAGAGGCGCGCAGCUGCCUAGGAGGGCAAGCUGGGCAAGCCGGGCAAGGAGACCCCGCACCCACACCUACCUCAUUUAAGUGUUGGAUUUUUUGCUGUUUUGAAAUGUGAGACCCUCUCCAAGCCCCUUACUGCCCCAGCCCUCUCCCCCACCUCACUGCCCUCUUCUGAGUGGGUGGAAGCGGGGUAGGAGGAGGAAGAAAAACAACAACAAAAAAUCCAUCUUUGUUUUUAAUUAUGGGCAUGGGAUGGUGGUUGAGGCAAAUGAUGAUGAAGAUUGGGGAUGACUGGCCCCUAGUUGCUCUAGGACUUCCUUCUCCAUAUGGACAUGGGGGCAGGAGGGGCUAAACCUAGGACCAGGAUAUCUCCCUCCUGUUUUCCCAACCCCAUCAUGAGCCCGUUUGCCCUCCAGCCCCUGGAUGGGUUGGGUGGGGGGUAGGGUGAGGGCUAUCCCUGAGUGGCAUGCCCAUACCUAGUGAGGCAGGGUGUGGCCCGGAGCUCCCACUUUCCCUUAGUCACCAAACUGCUGCUGGUCUGGUGGGAAGGGGUGGUGAUGUGGGGGUGGGGGAGCUUAGUGUCAGCACGGGGAGGGUGGGGGGUAUUUAUCUAUUUAUACAUGGGAUUGUACAUAGUCUUGUGGGGCAUGGGGGAGCCGGCUGGAGGUGAGAACCCUCCCCUCUCCCCCCACCCCCGGGGAGAGCAAAUGUAAAACUACUAAUUUUUGUGCUUUAUAUAUUCUAUAUAAAUAUAUCUAUUUUCUUUUUACAAAACCAGUUUAUAAAUGGUAGGGGGGCGUGGGGCGGACACAUGGAGCUCCCCUUGUGGGGGGGCCCACUCCAUUACCCAACCUACCGCCCUUUUCCUCACCCCCCCCACCCCACUCCCCACCCCCUGGCUGUGACUGCUGUAAGAUGGGGGUAUAGAGGCUGGGCGAUUCCCACCCCCUGUUGUAUAGUUGGACUAUGUUAUAACGCACAAAAGAGAGCUGACCCCAGGGGGAGCCAGAGGGUGAUGGGUUCCCUGCCUCCCUUUCCUUCCCCUUUCUGCCCAAGCUAGUGCUGCAGUUGAACCUCUUCCUGCGGGUGGGGGUAGGUAAGGGGUGGGUGAGGCCCCAAACCCCUCUGUGGUAGGGAACCAUGGGGAUGAAGAUGAAGCUUAUAUGCAGUUAUCUUCUAGGGGCUGUGGGCAAAGGGCAUUUUGUAAUUACUAUUUUCAAGAAUCAAAUGUCUGGAGUGUAGGGGUGGGCUUGGUGGUGGUGGUGGACGGGCGGGCCUGCUGGAGGGGGAGCUUGGUCGCUGUUGUGAUUUUAGGUUUGUUUUUGUUUUGUUUUGAAUUUGGGGGGUUGUGGAUUGUUGGGGGUAGGGAGAUUUUUUUAUUUAAGCUGCUUCCUCAACUGUUUCAAGCUGCAAAUGUUUAAGAGAAUAACACCCCCCACUCCCACAGGAACCGCUGUAAUUAAAUCAGACAGUAGGGAGACUGGGCUGCUCCCCUCAAAGCCACAGCCCUUGGAUGUUCCUUUUCCGAGAGCAGAAGGUCUAGGCUACAGGGAUGGGGAGAUUGGCUCCUGUGAGUCAGGCUCUGUUUGGGGCUUGGGUCCUGGGAUUGGGAAAAGGGGAUGGGGCAGACUUUGUAAGCAUAUGCUAGGUAUCCGAUAGUCCUGUAGAAUUUAGUGAAGAAACCUUAUACAGUUUUUAAUUUUUAUAUAAACUAUAACUCAGACCCAAGCUACAAGGUUGGAAUUUUGGUUGUCGGUUUUUUUUAAGUACCCUGCCUGUAUAAUUGCAUCAAAAUCCUCCACCCCCCAUGUUUGUAUUUUGGGUUGGUUUACACUCGCACAUACUCAAUUUUCAGUUUUCCCCUUUACAGUCUUCUCCCCUCACCUCCAGGACCCUCCCCCCUUUUUAAAAAAUAAAUCGCUGACAAGUGUGAAUCCCGUGAAAACUUUAUUUUGUGUUGUGUGUAUCCUGUACAGCAAGGUUGGUCCUUCGUAACAACGGAUGAAAUGGUUCCCUUUUUUAAAGCGCCCUCUCUCCCUCCACCCUCAGCGCCCCUGUCCUUGGCAUGUUUUGUAUCAGCGAUCAUUCUGAACUGUACAUAAUUUAUGUUGCGAGAGGCAAAGGGCAAGUUUUGGAUUUUGCUUCUUCCGAGUUUGUUUUUAAACAACAAAUAAAAAAAGAACAUUUUAAAUACAA